Ipomoea triloba (trilobed morning glory) is the source of this 3856-nucleotide messenger RNA. RefSeq lists its product as uncharacterized. The record is from RefSeq and is a predicted model, not a curated record. The transcript is spliced from 5 exons. Bases 1 to 1056 code for a protein of 351 amino acids. NCBI's taxonomy places the organism in Eukaryota, Viridiplantae, Streptophyta, Magnoliopsida, Solanales, Convolvulaceae.
AUGCAUAGGAGGAAUAAUCCAAGAUCAUUAGCUGAUCCGCACUACAUUAGAGGCACCCAAGAUGCCAAGCUCGUCUUGACGCAAAAAAAUCUUUAUGUCUCUGGGUGGCUCGUCGAUCCAUCUGAAGUUUCCGGAUCUGCACAGCUCAACGAUGUUGCUUGCCAAGCCUUCAUAGUCUUCGUUUCCAUUGAUGAGUUGUAUGGCUUUAGUAGAGUCGGACUCGAUGAUUACUUUUCUAUACCCGAGCUCCCAAGCUUUCUCGAUCCCAUUGUGCACUCCCCACAGCUCUGCUUCCAGGGGAUUGCAUCUGCCAAUCCAACUGGAGAAAGCUCCGAGGAAUGCCGCAUCCUUGUUGCGAAAGACCCCUCCACUAGUGGCGAUGUUUUGCUUGUCAACACACCCGUCGGUGUUAACUUUGAUCCAUCCUGGUUCUGGGGGAGUCCACGGUUGGUUCCUCCGAAUGUCUCUUCCUAUCCUUCUUCCCGGGCCUGCAUUUCUAUUAAGCACCGUUUCUGUCUCUUUGAACUUGCUUUGCAGCCAAUCGAUCUUGUCUUUGAUGUCCUUUUCUUCCCUGUUGAAAAUCACAUCGUUUCUCCACUUUCAUAUCCACCAAGCUGUCAUCGCGAACCUAGCGCUCUUCUGCUUUUGUCGUUGGCCUCCCUUGUUUCCUGCCAGACGCCACAACGCUCAUCCGGAGUGAAACCUUGUUUUUUUCCUUUCUGUGUUGCACAUGAUCCUCCCAUGCUUGACGAGCCACAUGAAAGAUCGUAUUCUGUUGGGCACUCGGAGUUUCCAAAUCUGUUUCCACCCUUCGCUAUUCCCCUCACCUUGCCCUUUCAAGGGUGGAGCGCAACAUCAAUCCGACUCCAGUCCCACGUACCUCUUGGAUUCCAUAAGUCAGCCACCCGUUGCUCUUCUGCGUUCUUGUUGAGGGGUCCUAUUAGCCACUUGCGGAGUGGCUCAUCGCCGACCCAUCGGUCAGUCCAGAACCGGGUGCCCCUCCCGUUUUUUACCACUCUUUUCACUCCACAUUCCAAGUUCGGGGCCGUGGCGUAGACUCCCUUCCAAAUGUUGGAGUCAUUCCUAUUUCUUUUGAUAUUCGCAAUGCUGGCACCAUUUUUCAUGUACUUACACGUCAUAACUUGGGCCCAGGUCGCAUUCUCUUCCUUGAUAAUACGCCACCCAAGCUUCGUUAGAAGUGCUAUGUUCAUGUUUCUCAUAGAUUUAAUCCCGAGUCCGCCUUCCGAUUUUGGUAAUGUAACCGUGUUCCAUUUGACUAGGCUGGUUCUUCUUGUGUUACCAUCCCCUCCCCACAAGAAAUUUCUUGUGCGUUUAUCAAUUUCGUCACACACUCUUUUUGGGAUGAGCAUGAUUUGCAUGACAUAGGAGGAAAUUGCAUUGAGUACUUCUUGUAAGAGAAACUUGUCUCCCUGCGAGUGAAAGGAAACGCGUUUUCCACCCCUCCAGUAUACUUUGAACCCGAUCCAAGAUAUUCUUGCAGUGGUCCUUCGUAACUCUCCCAUGUAGCGAUGGGACUCCAUGAUAUCUCCCUAGGUCGGUCGUCCUGGGAAUACCUGCCAUACUCGCCAGCUUCUCCGCUUUCUCGCUACACACGUUGCUGGAAAAAAAAUGUUAGACUUUAAUUUAUUGACUCGUUGUCCAGAGAACUUACAGAACAUGUCGAGGCAAUUCAUGAUAUUGCUUAUUUGGUCCUCUUCCGCUUCCGCGAAAAGCACCAUGUCAUCCGCAAAGAACAAGUGUGAGAUGGUUGGCCUAUUCUUUGAAGCCUUGAUUCCUUUCCAGCGUCCUUGAGCCACCGAGUUCGCAAUUAAAUGACCCAGGCGUUCGAUACAAAACACAAAAAGGUACGGGGAAAUUGAGUCCCCUGCCGGACUCUUCUUUCGGGCUUGAAUCUGUCGAGCUUUCUUCCCUCCCAUUGUAUGGACAUCCUUGCGGUUUCCACGCAAUGCAUGAUGUUUCUGACCCAGUCGUUGUUGAAGCCGACCUCUCUCAGAGUUGAGCGAAUAAAUCUCCAAUCCAAGCGAUCAUAAGCUUUUUCAAGAUCGAUCUUUAAAACCAUGUAUCCUGUUCGGCCUCUCUCGGUUUUAAUGCUAUGGAGGAGUUCCUGGUAGAUCACUAUGUUGUCCGUGAUUUGCCUUUCAGGCAUGAAGCUGCUUUGAUUAGGGCAGACAAGAUUUGCCAUGAUGCUUUUCAACCUGUUUGUCAUCACUUUUGUGACCAGCUUGUAGGCCACAUUACAAAGACUUAUUGGUCUAAACUGCGCUAGGCUUUCUGGAUUUUGUACUUUCGGGAUCAGGACGAUGUUGGUUUCGUUCAGACCGCUUGGGAGGUUGCCCUCGGCGAUGAAGUCCACAACCAACUUGUGCAUGCACUCCCCCACUAUAUCCCAGGACUUCUGGUAGAACAUUGCGUGAAAGCCAUCAGGGCCCGGCGCUUUAAGCGGUGCCAUGGCCUUGAGGGCCUCGUGUACCUCAUCCUUCGUAAUAUCUCUAUUGAUAAAAUUCCAUUUCUCUUCCGCAAUGGUAGGGAACAUACUGAAAAGGUUGUCUGCUUCGUCUGGGACAUUCUCCUUUGUGUACAACUGCUUAUAAUACUCUUGGACCAUGCUCUCAACUUGGUCUCUGUCCUGAAUCCAUUCGUUCUGUUCGUUCUUUAGCCCAUGAAUCUUGCUUCUCGAGCGGCGAACCAUGGUUGCAGCGUGAUAAAACUUAGUGUUGCGGUAACCCAAUAGAAUCCAUUCCUCCUUAGAUUUCUGGAACCACUUUAACUCCUCCUGAUGAAGGACUUCGUCGAGAUCAGCCCUCAGAUUCCUUUCCAAGCGUAGAAGACCGUUGUGCGGUUGUUCUUCCAUUUUCCUUUGAAUUCCCUCGAUUCUCGCCAAAAGCCGUCUUUUCCUUUUUUCAAUACUCCCAAACUCGUUUCGACUCCAGUCCACACAACGGCUUAACAUGGUAGAAAUAUUCUCCAUUAAGGGUUUGUUUAAAUUCCAGUUAUGACUCACCAUUUCUUGGAAACCAGGGUGGCGGCUCCAGGCAGCUUGGAACUGGAAAACAUAAUUCUUGGUCUACUCCUCUACGUUUCCCACUUCGACGAGAAGGGGAGAAUGGUCGGAGCAAAUCCUCGUUAGGUGAGUCACCUUUGUUGUCGGAUAUUGCGUGAUCCAUUCCAUUUUGCAUAGAGCUCUAUCAAGCCUUGCGCCGGUGAAGGUAGCGUUAUCCCUUCCUCUCGUCCAAGUAUACCUGGCACCAAAAAAGCCAAUGUCAAUUAAUCCUUCUUUAAAUAUCCAGUUUCUCAUACCUGUGCAUCUGUGAGCGUGGAAUUUAUCCUUGUUGCUCACGUCCUCCAUGCUCGUCACCGCAUUAUAAUCGCCGACCGUGAGCCAUUCUGCAUGAAGAGGUAAUUUGUCGUUUGAGAGAUUUUCCCAAAGCUUGCUUCUGAGGUUGUUCGCUGGACUACCGUAGACGAAGGACACCAGUCCUAGUCUCUCAUCUCCCUUGGUUAUUCUGGUAAGAAUAAAUUGCGGAUUCGUGGCGAUAAUCUCCACGUUAACAUUAUUUUUCCAAAGAACCCAAAUUCCCCCACUGAACCCAACAGCUUCGACUCUAACCCAAUUAUCAAAACCGAAACUUUUACAGACUUUGUCCGCGACGUUGCCUGAGAUUCGCGAUUCCAUGAGGCCGACCACGUCAGCCUUAACUUUAUUCAUAAGCAAAAGAAGAGCGCGUCUAAACUCUUUGGACGCGGCUCCUUGACAGUUCUAGUUGAGAAUCUUCAUUAAGAAAUCAUGACAGCAGAGACCAAGGAAAAAAAAAAAAAAAAAAAAAAAAACAACAAC